AGUCGCCGACCGGCAGCGCGUGCACGGCGUCUUACUCCCCGGUGUGUCCCCACCACUCGACCACCUUUCUACCAUCACUGGCGAUCUCCGCUUGCGCAACGGUUCAUAACCGAAAGGUCGUCACUAUUGGCAUUUAGACGCUCUCUGACAUUAGCGUUGCAUUUAAAUGUGCGAUGCAGCUUCCUCGUUGAGCUUCACUGUCGCAACUGGAGUUUGAAAGGCGCGCGUGUUGACGUGAUCUCUGUUGCAGCAGCCGAGGAGCCGCCAGGCGCCACACUCUGCCCGCCCGCUCCCGCCGCCAUCAUGGACGCAAGGAUAGCGAUAUGUUUAUUAGUCUGUGCAUUCUACCGGAUAAAUGCCGACGUAGAUAUAAUCACAGAGCCCAGACAAGGCCAAGAAUAUGUACUAGUUAGCUCAGGGCAACAAACUCCGUUAAGAAAUUUCGAGACUUCCCAUAAAAUACCAGAAAAGCAUCCACACCACCGUAAUAUUAAGCCCGAUGAAGGUAUCGAAAAGGUAAAGAAAAUACAUAUUGGAAAAACUAGACACCCCACUGAAGGAAUCGUCUCGAUUGAGGAAGACAAGAAAGCUGUCUUCAAAAAGGGACAUAAGCUCAAAUCAGAAUCCAUUGAAAUUGAUGUUCCCGUAUCAAAGAUAGAAGAUAUAAAAAUUAAAGAAAACAUAAAGGAUGUCGACACGAAUCCUAAAAUGGCAGUUGCUCUUGAAGCUAUAUCUGAAUCCGGGAAACUAGUUAGUUCACCCGGUACGACUACUCAGAAACCUGUAUUAACUACUGCUCCACCCGCACCUGCAAAAGGUUUUGACUACAUUCCUAUAAAUUUCGAUACCAUUGACGACAUUAACAGCGGUCUGUUAUCAUCGAACGUACAACUUGAAACUGCUGGUUCAGAACAAAAACAACAUUCACGAAUUCAAAUCAAGAAGGGGCCGAAUGGCCAAGACUAUGAAUAUGAGUACAUUUACUACUAUUACGACGAAGAAGAAGGAGGCAAAAAAGAAGGAAAGGAAAAGACACCCUCCGCAGCUGCAACAACAGUUCACAACUCUCACGAUGGUCCACAAAAAGUUGAAAAUGAAAACCAAAUUCCCAAAGAAAAGCCAAGAAACCGAUACAGUACCAUUGAUAGAUCUGCUACCACCACAACAGCCACACCCGAGGCUCAGAAUGAGAUCCUUCCUGCAACUACUACUAGCAGGGGUCGUACCAGAGGACGCAACCUAACCCCAGCUCCUGUUGAGGAAGAUAUAGAAGAGGAUAGAUUGCCGUCUAGUACUAGAUUUCCUCCUCGUGGUCGUAACCUCGCUGCCGCUACCACUACAACCGUCGCUACGGAAGUAGCUACUGAAACUGUAAGACAUCGAGGUCGUCCACAUACCGACAAUACAGCUGAUGAGUCCAAUGGCCAAACUAGAAGCCGUACUCGGGCCCACAUAAGACGUCCCAGUUCCGAGUUGGUUGAUUUAGACAGCUUCAAGACGCACUCUGGAGACAUCCCAUCACAAUACAAAGAGCCACCGACUAGAUACUCAUCUGAAUCAAGAACUACCACAGAUAUCCCCGAAGUUGAAGAACUACCUGCUACCAAAGAUGAUUCGAAUGCCAAACAAUCAGCACGAGAGGGACACAGCCUUCCCGUCGGUGUUAAAUACCAAGAGAUAUUAGACGACUCAAAGUUACCUCCAGGUUACAAGCAAACCACUACAUACGAGCAAGAUACAACCGAGUACACAACGAUGACGGCUAUGGAGAAGGUGGCAUUGGAUCUGUACGCUUAUUUGGCUGGUGAAAAUUUGAACAAUGAAAUAAAUCCGACAAGCGAUAUGUAUUUUGACGGUUCGACGACGGAGAUCGAUGGUUGGACAACUGAAGCUAUGAGUACUACGGAAGAGGCGACGACGCCGACAACGACAACUACACCGACUACCACUACCACUACAACCACUACGACGACAACUACGACGCCUGCUCCCACUACAACAACAGCAGCCCCUACACGACCGUCUAGAUUCAAGGGCCGACCAGGAGCAAGAGCUCGUGUAUCAAGCUCAUCGGCCGCCACGGAAGCACCUCAAGAAACCUCUACUAGGGCAAGAGGUCGCUUCAGCAAGCCGAAUGGCCGUAAGACAACCGCCGCUGCCGCUUCAGAAGCCACACCCGAGCCGAACACAGCUGAGAAACCUGUACAUUCUAAGCCGUCAUUCGGACGACGCGGUCUGUACGCCGCAAGGACUCGGCCAAGUUCCACAGCGGCACCUGCGCAGGAGGAUAGCAAUGGUGCCCCCAGCGAGACUCCAGCACCUAGACCGCGUCUUCGUCCGGCGUUAAGGAGAACUACCACCACAAGUACGGCUGCACCUGCAGCCGAGGAUGCUCCACCGAGCGGUGUAUCUGAAGACACAGUGGAAACUACACCAGCACCGUCCAGGACCAUUGGUCGUGCCAGGCCCGGAUUGCGGCCAGCAUCACUCAGACCAGGUGCCCGACUUAAUUUGAAACCUGGUGCACGCCCCCGGCCAGGAGCUCCCGCCGCCCCUGAAGCAGCAUCAGAAGCACCUGCGGAAACAUCAGCACCUGAAGCACCAGCCACUGAUGGUGAAAGCGAGGGGUCUUCGCCAACUCCAGCGCCAGAAACCAAUCCUCGAUUGAGGUUAAGAAAUAGACUGCAAGUGUCUCCUUCACCAAAGCCAAGAGUUGCCUCCACGGCGCCCACGCGCCGUCCCAAUCCGCUACUCAAGAGGAAAUUGCCUUCCACUGAGGCUACAACAGAAGCAGCGAAGAAGGUCACAGAGACAACAGAAGAGAGCACCAGCGCAGAAAAGAGCGAGACAGAAACAGAGGAGCCCGUAGUGGAAACGACGGCAGCGCCACCGCUUCGAGGGCUCGAUGCAUUAUUCGCAAGACGACGCGCUGCUGGAAUCGGUGGGAAGCCAAUACGUCCGGCACGUGGUGCGCGCUACCAUAAAUAAAAAAACUAUAUUAACAUGACGUGACAUAGUACGGUCACAUGGAAAAUGAGUGUGCCUUAUUUAUCUAUUUUAAAAAUAGGUCUGCGAGAAUGAGGGAAAGACCUUAAGAUUAUAUUUUUAUUCACCAGGAGAGAUAGUCUAUAAUUGCUUUUAGUCGCUAAAAAGUCUUUCCAAAAUCUUGAAGUUUUUAAAUUUUGAUAUUAAUUGUCAGAGAAGCAUCAAUGAAAAAAAAAACAAGUGAUGAUACCGACCUAACAAUUUAUGAAGUACAAAAAUAUAGUAGCAAAAAUAUAGUACUAGCAUUGUAUUCGUCUCUGUUUCAGUUUCACAGAUCCUAUGCUUCAGAGACUUCUCCUUAUCUGCGCAGGCCUUAAGUAAAUAAUUGUCAAUAUUAUACACACAUAUUUAUCCAUGUGACCAAACAAUACCGAAGCAAUGCAUCAAUAUAUUAUACGGAUGAUUUACAAAGUUUUACAUAACUUUAAGUUUCAAAUAUUGCAGACUACAAUGACUUUAAACUGGAAAAUCAGCUUAUAGAGUAAAAUUUUAUGUAUUCACUGGAUCAUUGCGUUCGUUUUGUACAGUUCACGAUUUUUAGUCAAUUUAUUUCCCCAAAUUGUCUAGACGUAGAGAUUUUUAAUGUAUACUAUACUAUACCAUACUUACUGUUUCCAUUUAUUUACAGUUUCUGUUAUAGUAUGCAAAUACUCCGUAGGUUUCUAUUUUUUUUAUAAUUAUUCUAUUUUACGCCUUUUUAUUAUAAGUAUCCAAUACCUACUCCAGAAUUUGUUUCUGACUUAAUGUACAUAUUAGUAGUAAAUAAUGUUAUUAAAUAUUCACUGUAAAGAAGCAGUUUAUAAACAAAUUGAUUAAUUAUUUAAUUGAAAUUUUAUGAAUUAACACUGUAGAUCCAAAUUAUGAAUCUCAAGAAUCAUAGAUGUAACUAAAAUAUUUUUUUUUAAUAUUCUGACAAAACUAUAUCUGUCUUUAAAUCGUUUGGUUUUUAUCAUAGGUACCUAAGUUUAUAUUUAACAAAGUUGAUAAGGUUUUAAUUAUCAAUAUAAAAACGAAAUAUUAUACUCAUACUUUUCUGUAUUUAUUCUGUUAAGAGAAAUAUUAGGGCUAAGUGAAUAAGUCGUUUCAUUCAGUUCCAUAAUAAUAACAAUGGGACUUUUCAGCCGACGCACUGAUCGCUAGUGCCAUCGUGAUAUGUGUUGUAUCUUUCGUAAGUGUGAUAAUAAAUGUAAUAUUAAGAU
Diatraea saccharalis (sugarcane borer) is the source of this 4244-nucleotide messenger RNA. Lineage: Eukaryota; Metazoa; Arthropoda; Insecta; Lepidoptera; Crambidae. The record is from the annotation of a GenBank genome assembly.